GUCUCGAAAGUGUAUUAGGGCACGAGUUUUUGACACCGGGUAAUUCAUUUCUGCGGAAAAAUUAAUACGCCAAGUGGAAUUAGCGUAGCAGUGAUUCUUGUGAUUUUUUCGAGCUAUGGCAGGCAUCGUGCCAUUGUCUGGUAGAUCUGGUAGAAAACAAUGGACACUACAUGAUGGACCAAGGGGAACUCUUAGAAGAUUGCGAUCUCAGCUGGCUGAGGAUGGUUGUCCAGAGUCCCAAGUAGUUUUAGCCAAACAACUGUUAGAAGAAAGAUGUGAUCUGGAUGUUGAUAAAGAAGAAAAUGCAAAGUUGGGUGUAUACUGGCUUACAAAAGCUUCGGAACAGGGUAACCUGGAGGCAACAGACAUACUUAGGACAUGCUUAGCCACAGGUCGUGGUAUCACAGAACAUAAUUAUUAUGAUGUAAAAAGCUGUCUUGACAUGACUCAAGAUGAGAAGUUAGCCAGAAGAGCAGCAAGGGAAAUGUUUACCAGUCUGUCAAAUGGUGAAGAUUUCAUUACAACAGAGCAGCUACAGAGACGCAUGAGAGAUUUAGCAUCAAACUCCUAUAGUGCUAGUUGUUCUCAUUCCAAUAAUGCAUCGCAUAACAACUCUAGAAAGAACAUAAAUGACAUUUCAACUGACAACUUCCCAAAGAAUAGGCUUCCUGAAGAUUCUAUACCUAAGAAAGGUGGAGGAGAGAAAGAGAAUGGUAUCCAUGAUUGGAUGGAUCAUCAAGGAGAAAAGAUUACAGAGGCAGCUCUGGUUUCUGCUGCUGCCAGUUAUGCACGUGGUAUGCUUCCAAUAGUUUCACAUGCUUUGUGUAUGAUAGAUCCAUCUCAAAUGGCAUUGGAUACUAUACCAUUACUACAAAGGCCUCUUAUUCAUCCCCUCGCAUCGUUGAAGCGUCUUUACGUUUGGUUAAUAGAAACACUAGGUCAAAGGGGAAUGUCAAUUAAAAAGCUUCUUUUCACAUCGAAUAUACAUAUACUGUUACUUCUUUUACUCUAUUCGUUAUUUGGCACAGAAAGCCUCAUACUAUUUGUACCAAUGGCACUAUACUAUUUGUCUUUCGUCGUGAUGGUUAUCGCUACUUUUCAAAUGUUACAACGAAAACGCGAGUUCAAUAAUUUUCGCGUUUGGUCUGGUUUGUUCCUCAGCUAUUCGGGCGGUAAUUUAAACCCCGAGGAAGCAGAAUAUCAAUUCUGUUGUAACAAUCUUAAACCGUAUGGCCACUUUUUCCUUGCCUUACUUUUAAAUCUAAUGAUCUAUCCUAUCAUAGCUCAUCAGUGGACACCGCAAUCGGAAUUCACCGUCAUAGCGGUCAUGUUAACUUUAGUGACUCUCUUGAAUUUUAUGUGGAAAGAUUCGUCCAAAGUUCCCGACUUUUUAGCUCUCUUUAGUUUCGGUGUUCACGUUCUAGCAAAGUAUCCAUACGAAACAGAUAUCGUAGUUGCUCAAGGGUGGAGAUUUCUAGAUAUAAGGGUUCCAACAUUUGCCUCCUACGUUGUCGGCAAUGGUAUCGAAUUUUGUUUGAAUUUUCGUGCAGUUUUCUAUCUCCUAAUCCCGGCCGUGUUUGCAAAAAUGGCUGCGAGGGAUAAUUGGCGGGGAACUUAUCGAACUUUAAUACCCCAUUGCGUUACGUUAAGCUGGUGGCAAAUAGCGAUAUUUAGUUCUCAAGGUGCAACAUGGUACGGCCUAAUUAGAGGUGCUCUCGCUUUAGUUGGUAUGGUUCUCUUUUUACCACUCGCUGGAUUAGCCUCUAUUAUUUUGCCAAUAGUAGCUGCUGCUAAAUAUUUGUCGGAAAGUGAUCUGGCUAUGAGAAUAGCUAUAACUACUUUAUUGGGGGGAAUGCCCUUUCUUGCCUCUUGGUAUUUAAGGAAAACUCGUAUUGCCAAAUUUAAUUGGAUCAUCACCGUUAUACAGCUGGUCAUGGGUAUUAGUGCUGGAAUGUUCUUAUCGUGGCCAAUGAUAAUGGAAUAUAAACAGGAAACGGACACGUACGAAGGUGUUUUGACGCUAUCGUGGGAACAAUAUCAAAAUUACUGUCAUCAGCCUGCAUGGGAAGACUUAUCGUCCAAGGCCCAGGUGCAAAUUCAGUGUGCUGAAUUGGAAGGAAUAUUUAUUUCAUGGGAAGGUUAUAUAACAAAUAUUAAGUUGAAAUCGAUCAAAAAUAAUAUUGCAACGAUAUUUAACAAACUACCCGAUAGUAUCAGAGACGUAGUUAGUUGUAUGUACGGUGAACCGUAUUUAAACAAUUGCAACUCGAGUGACGAAUUAAGGCAGAAAAGUUGCAAGCAAUUUGCCAAAAUUCAGAAACGAAAGAAUAAAUGCCACUUUCCUAAUUGGAAUCAGUACGAGUUCGAGAUCACGGUUAAAAUGAAAAAUGGCAUGUGGGGAAAUAACGCGGAAAUUUUAUUGAUCGCAGAUCACUCGUUCACCAAUUUCAGCUUAAAUACAUAUCAAGGGGAUAAAAUUUGGUUUUCCGGUACCCUUUUAAACAAUGGUUUCGAAGACGAAUCAUUGCUCGGCGGGUUCGAGCCUCACAUUGAACUGGAGGAAAUUGGUUGUCUUGCUUGUCAUUCUGUUCACUUAAAAUCUUACAAACGAUACAACUAUCAUAUAACGUUCAGUUCGAUUUUAAGUGACCUUUGUCUCGGUAUAAAAACCGUUUUGAACUUUUUGUUGAAUCCUAUCGUAAUGUUUAAAUAGUCGCGUGCUACACAAUUGUACAAUCUAC
Molecule: messenger RNA, 2741 nt
Organism: Habropoda laboriosa
Lineage: Eukaryota; Metazoa; Arthropoda; Insecta; Hymenoptera; Apidae
Gene: wfs1
Product: wolframin
Exons: 6
Coding region: 116-2713 (865 amino acids)
Biological process (GO): calcium ion homeostasis; endoplasmic reticulum unfolded protein response
Cellular component (GO): endoplasmic reticulum membrane
Molecular function (GO): protein binding
Source: RefSeq, a predicted model, not a curated record